ACAACAGUGCAUCUGGUUGACAAUCGACAAUUGGCUGUCAAAAAACCACGACGCCAAUAGUACCGACACGCGCAUCCGAAUCGUAAAUCUAAAAAUGGGGAGAAAUAAGUUUGUAAAACGGAAGUUUUACAUCACCAAGCCAUUGAACCCCGCUAUGCAAAGUGGCAGGAGAGUAUUGAUACAAUCCUUGGAGGGAAAUGUGUGCGAAACCACGUCGAAAUCAAUCGUGCAACCAACUGUACCACCGUCAUCAUCUGCCUCAUCGGCAUUACAACCGCAACCGCCAUCGGUUACAUCAUCCGUUGGAACUGUUGCAGGGUUAGGAGCAACAGGCACCAUCUCCACAUUGGGCGGCGCUACCAAGUACAUGCGACCGGAAAUGGCAGCAAUGCUCGGUCUUGUCAAACAGGUUGAAUCGAUCAACAAGAAGCAACCGGCGCCGUUCAAUAGCAUGGACCAGUUGGCCACGCGCAGUAACAUUGCAGGAGAGCUGGUCAAGAAUUACCUGAACCCUCGGCAGGAUAAGCUUGUGUUUAGGACUGUACUACCGUGUACGGUCAACGAUAUGGUGCUCAUACCGCCAAUGCCCAGUGAUCUGAGACAAUGCCCAGACACCAAAAGCCGUUACAGCUUUAAGGACAAUAAAGACCCGGAACCGGUGCUGAGCGACUAUCUGCGUCCGACACCGGUUACUUUCCACUAUGUGCAAAGCAAUCGGCAAUCCGAGAUGGGCCCCGUCGCUGCCGGAGUAUCGUGGAACAACUUCAACAAUAUCGUGUAUGUGCUAAAGCAUGUGGAGACGCGUGAUAAGAUGGCAUGCGUUAGAUUAUGAGGAGCUACCGUAGUGUGGUCCAUUAUUAGCAGUUUUUAAGCUUCCAAUUUUCCAACUUUUAAUAUCUCAUACAUGAAUUCAGUUAGAACUAUUCCUCACUUACACUUCACUAUUAUCGAUCCUUCGGCAUAUACCAUCAUCGUUCCUCGUAGCUGUUCUAUAUUCUUUCAAUUUCGUCUUUACUUUCACACACUAUCGAAUCUCUUCCGGUCCCUCUGUUGAAAAGCGGAAAAUAAACGAUUAGCUGAUUUGUAACUUAACACAAACUACAAAAACUACAUAAUAUACAGGUACAGGAAUGGGUGGUUUAACUGUCGCAAAAUUUAGUUUGAGGACGAUGAAAUUAAUGACACUAAAAAGAAUGAAAUAAAUAAAAUUCUCCGCGAAUAAAAUCGCGAUCGUGAUCGGAAAGCUUCGACCGAUGAGAGAGAGUCGUUUCCGGGACUAUGGGCAUAGGAAACAACGCGAUGGCCAGAUUGAGCUCGUGGUGACAGAAUAACGUCCACGUCAUGGCCAUGUCAACGGUGAUCUUCGCGUAAAGCAGAAGAAAGUAAAUCCAAUAUUGUGUCUGUCUGUCAAAGGAUUAUAGUGACUUUGGUCUUUAUGGACUCUUACGUCACGAUCCAAUAUUCCAAUAUUGUGCAAUAAAAACGAAAAAAAAAAUGGGGCAACUAAACCGAACACACUGCACUACU
Molecule: messenger RNA, 1527 nt
Organism: Anopheles merus
Lineage: Eukaryota; Metazoa; Arthropoda; Insecta; Diptera; Culicidae
Exons: 2
Coding region: 95-832 (245 amino acids)
Source: RefSeq, a predicted model, not a curated record